This is a messenger RNA of Sodiomyces alkalinus F11, 4307 nucleotides long. Its product is annotated as AMP-binding enzyme. Lineage: Eukaryota; Fungi; Ascomycota; Sordariomycetes; Glomerellales; Plectosphaerellaceae. The record is from RefSeq and is a predicted model, not a curated record. The transcript has a single exon. The coding region runs from base 367 to 4248 and encodes 1293 amino acids.
CUUCUCGCCUCCUGAGCUUCAUCUCUGCAUCCUCGUCCAUCUCCCCUCUCCCACCUCGUCUCUCUCCAUGAUCGUCCUCCAUCCCAUCUUUGUGACCGUCCCCCCACUCAAACACCUCCUCUUCAUUCAAUUGCCUUUACUUCGGUUUACCCAGUUUCAUUUUGCUUUAAUAUACAACUAGAUAACCCGCGAGGGUGCUGCACUUUAGUAUCUGGACCUUGCUUCGUUCCCUUUUCCCUUUCCCUUUUCCGACCCUUCGAGUGCUCUUUUACUUCCCUUCCGCCUUAUCAAGCUUCUCGUCUUCUCCAUAAUCUAUUACAUUCACCUCUCCUCCCCCCCUUUCCCUGGUGCCUUGACCGGCACACCAUGCCUGUCAUUGAUACCACCAAAGACUUGGCUGCUCUCUUCCAGAGCCAAGCCAAGGCUACCCCCGAUGCCGUCGCACUCGAAGAUGAGACGCGGUCUCUGACUUACGCCGAACUAGACCGUGAGACGGCGGCCCUAGCUCUUCGCCUUCGUCGUCAGCACCGCGUUGGCCGAGAUGUCCUUGUCGGUGUGCUCAUGGGCCGGAGCGCCGACUACGUGAUUGCGUCCCUGGCCGCCCUGAGAGCCGGCGGCGCUUUUCUUGUUCUGGAGCUGGCCUAUCCGCCUGGCCUCCUCCGUGAUGUGGUCGAUGAUGCGAACCCCGCCGUGGUUAUCACCCACAAGGCAUACGCUGCCAAGAUCGAAUCAGAUGUCCCCGUCAUUGCCAUCGACGAGGUGGAUGAUCGCCCUCGUGUCGACGACGCCGCCCAACUCCCUCCUCUCCCCGCUGAAGACGAUCUCGACCGUCUCGCCUUCGUGUCGUACUCUUCCGGCACCACCGGCCAACCCAAGGGCAUCGCCAACCCCCACAGAGCCCCCGUGCGGUCGUACGACCUCCGCUUCGCCGUCAGUGACCUCCAACCGGGCGACAGGGUGGCCUGCAACGUCUUCUUCGUCUGGGAGAUGCUUCGCCCGCUCCUCCGUGGAGCCACUGUCGUCGCCGUCCCGGAUCUGAUCAGCUACGACCCUGCCGGCUUGGUCGGCAUGUUGGCGUCCCGCUGCAUCACCGACACCCUCAUGACCCCUACGCUCCUGGCCACCGUCCUCUCUCGUCAUCCCGAGCUGGCCGACCGCCUGCCGGACCUGCGGUCUCUCUGGCUCAACGGAGAGGUUGUCACCACAGAACUCUGCCGCCGCGCCCUGAAGGCCCUCCCCAACACGCGCCUGCUCAACCUCUACAGCGCGAGCGAGACCCACGACGUUGCCGCCGGUGAUGUCCGGACCUUUGUCGACUACAACACUCCCGUCUGCCCCGUGGGCCCUCUCUUGGACCCUGAGUAUGUCUACAUCCUGGACGAAUCCGGCAAUCCGGUCGAAGGCCAUGCCAGCGGGGAGAUGUGGGUCGGCGGACAUCUUUUGGCGCGCGGCUAUCUCAACCUGCCCGAGCAGACCGCCAAGGCCUUCCACCCGGAUCCCUUCGACAAAAAGACGGAAGGGGCUCGGAUGUACAGGACGGGAGACAUGGCGCGUAUCCUGCCGUCGGGUCUCCUGGAGAUCACCGGCCGCGUAGGGGGUAUGAUCAAGACGCGCGGCUAUACCGUGCAGCCCAGUGCCGUGGAGCACGCCGUCGUCAAACACCUGGCGGUGCGUGAUUGCGCCGUGACGUCCCACGGCGACGGGUUGGAAAGACAGCUGGUCGCCUACGUGGUCCGCGACAAGGACGACGAGCGGAACAGAGCCGAUCUUGCCAUCGAUGAGUCCGGGUACAGCCCGGCCGCCCGACGCGCCCUUGCGGCCCAUCUGGCGCCUUACAUGAUCCCGACGCUGUGGGUCGAGGUGCCCCAACUCCCCACGCAUGACGUCUCUGGCAAGGUCGACCUCAAAGCCCUUCCGCCGCCUCCGAUGCCGAAGGGCCAGGUCGGAAAAGGAAAUGGCGGCAGGAGGAGGGACAUGAGCAUCACCAUCGACACGAUCCGGAAGCUGUGGGCGGCUUCCCUCAAGAUGCCGGCCAGCGCCAUCAAGGACGAGCACGGUUUCUUCGACAUUGGCGGCCACUCCCUGGUGCUGGCCAACCUAGCCAACCGCUUCUCCAAGGAGUUUGGAUUUCCCGUGCCUCUGGCGCCUCUGGCUGGCGACCCGACGCUUCAGGGUCACUUGAACGCCGUCUGUGCAGCCCGCGACGGCCACACGGCGGCCGUGCAGGCCGACUUGCCUGCCGUGCUGCGGGCCGACUGCGACCUUCCGGAGGACAUUCGGCCCAAGAGCGAGGGGCAGGCAAUGCGUCGACUGGACGAGGCAGACACUGUUCUCCUGACAGGUGCCACGGGCUACCUGGGCGCUUUCCUCCUCAAGUCUCUGAUGGACAGCACAUCGGCCCACAUCAUCUGCCUGGUGCGCUUCACCGAACCGACGGACGACUCGCGACCGGCCGGCAUGGCCCGCAUCCGGAAGAACUUGGUGGACCUGUCCCUCUGGGACGACGGCAUGCUGGACCGGAUGGAGAUCUUGCCCGGCAACCUCGGGCGCAAGCGGCUCGGACUCUCGUCGGAGACAUACAGCGACAUCGCCUCCCGUGUGGACGUGAUCAUCCACGCCGCCGCCACGGUGAACCUAGUGUACCCCUACGCGGCGCUGAGGAGCCCCAACGUCGGGGGCACGAGGGAGAUCUUGCGGCUGGCGUCCCAGAGCGGGGCCACGCUCCACCACGUGUCGACGAACGGCGUACUGACGCCGUCUGUGACGGGUUGGCCGGAGGAUGCCAUGGUCGACAUCGACGACGUGCCGGAGAAACUGCUCGACGGGUACGGCCAGACGAAGUGGGUGGCCGAGAAACUUGUGCUCGAGGCGGGCCGUCGGGGGAUGCCGGUCAAGGUGUACCGGCCGGGCACGAUCAGCGGGCACAGCGUGACGGGAUCGACGAACACGUACGACUUGCUGAACGCGCUCAUCGUCGAGUCGCUGCAUCUCGGCCAGGCGCCCCAGAUCGAGGACUGGUAUGCGGAGAUGACGCCGGCCGAUUUCGUCAGCACGGCCAUGGUCACCCUGGCGAACCACGUCGACGACGGGCAGCUGGUGUACCACCUGGGAGACCCCCGCCCGGUGCCGGCCAGCAAGGUUUUCGAUUAUCUCGAGGAGCUCGGCUACCCGACCGGACGGCUGCCGUGGGACGAGUGGGUGGCGCUCUGGAACAAGGAGAGGGGCUGGGGCAAGACGGGGGGCGACGAAAACGAGCCGUUCACCCUGGACAUCCUCCGCGGCGGCAUGCCGACGGCAGAGGCGCUCCGGUCGGUGGUCGUUCUGAAAGACGACGCCACCAAGGCGGCGCUGGCGCAGUACGGGGUCCACCGGCCCGAGAUCGACGGCAACCUGCUCGCGACGUACACCCGGCAUUUUUUCGCGCGGGGCUGGCUGUCGAAGGCGCCGACUCGGCGACCUCAGACCAGCAACGGCGUCGUCGUCGCCGCCUCUAGGCCCGGUCGCAGGGGGCGCUUGGCCGGUAAAGUGGCGGUGGUAACGGGUGCAUCUUCCGGGAUCGGGGCGGCCGUGGCAGAGGGCCUGGCGAGGGAAGGGGCGCACGUGGCGCUCGCGGCACGACGCACGGAAGCGCUCGAAAAGACCAAGCGCAAGCUGGGCCGCUACGGGGUCAAGGUCCUCGUGCACAAGACGGACGUGACGGACAAGUCGCAGGUGGAGGCCCUGAUGCGGGCGACGGCGGAAACACUGGGCCCGAUCGACGUCCUGGCGAGCUGCGCCGGGGUGAUGUACUUCACGAUGAUGACCAACAACCACACGGACGAGUGGGAGCGCACGGUGGACGUGAACUGCAAGGGCCUGCUGCACUGCCUGGCGGCGACGGUGCCGGGGAUGGUGGCGCGCGGGCGGGGCCACGUGGUGGCCAUCUCGUCGGACGCGGGGCGCAAGGUGUUCCCCGGGCUGGGGGUGUAUUCGGCGAGCAAGUUCUUCGUGGAGGCGACGCUGCAGAGCUUGCGGCUGGAGACGGCGGGGACGGGGCUGCGGGUGACGUCUGUCCAGCCGGGGAACACGGCGACGGAGCUGCUGGGCUUGUCGACGGACCCGGAGGCGAUCAAGAAGUAUGGGGAGCCGACGGGGGCGAAGGUGCUGGAGGCGGAGGAGGUGGCUUCUGCGAUUUUGUAUGCGGUGUGUCAGCCGGAGCAUGUGGCGGUGAAUGAGGUGCUUAUUGAGCCGAGGGAUGAGCCGAUCUGAUGUUUGCGCUUUCAUUUGGUAUGGGGGUAUGUGGCAUGAGGGAUACGAGGUAGACAGAC